AUGUGGCUCGCUCGUUGGGGCUGCGUGACGCGGCCAGCGUUCGCGGCGGCGCGUCGCGCGUAUUCGUCCACGCCCGCCCGUAACCCGGCCUAUGCGUCACUGACGCCCUCGAUCUUGAAGCAGUUUGCGUCGGUGCUCUCUACACCCCAAUCCUCGCUGCUAAGUACGAUCCCCUCCGAGACGCAGCAAUGGAGGGUCGUCGACGACACGGAUCUCGAAGCGUACAACAAGGACUGGAUGGGCAAGUACAUCGGCCGCUCUGCCUGCGUCCUUCGGCCCAAGUCGACGGAAGAAGUGUCCAGCAUCAUGAAGAUCUGUGCCGAGCACGGCCUGGCCGUCGUGCCUCAGGGCGGCAGUACAGGCCUCGUUGGCGGCAAUGUGCCCGUGCACGAUGAGGUCGUGCUCAACCUCGGCAGCAUGAACCGGGUGCGCAGCUUCGACGAGGCCACCGGCACUCUCGUGUGCGAUGCAGGCUGUGUCCUGCAAACGCUCGACGAUUACUUGGCCGAACGCGGAUACAUGAUGCCACUCGAUCUGGGCGCCAAAGGCAGCUGCCAGAUUGGCGGCAACGUGUCGACGAACGCGGGUGGACUGCGAUUCCUGCGAUACGGCUCGCUGCAUGGCUCUGUUCUGGGCCUCGAAGUCGUGCUGGCGAACGGAGAGAUUCUGCCGCUUCUACAGACGCUGCGAAAGGACAACACGGGCAUUGACCUCAAGCAGCUGUUUAUCGGCUCCGAAGGCUCGUUGGGCAUCGUGACGGGUGUCGCGAUCUCGACACCCAAGCUGCCAAAUUCGGUGAAUGUGGCCAUGUUUGGCGUCGAGUCGUUUGACCAUGUCUGCCAAACAGCCCGACACGUCCGAAAACACUGUGCCGAGAUUCUUUCGGCGCUGGAGUUCAUGGACCAGGACUCGUUUGACCGUGUGAUGCACAACCCGAGUCACAGCUUCCGAGACCCCUUUGAGAAGCGGUAUCCGAUGUACGUGCUGAUCGAGACGAGUGGAUCGAAUCAGGAUCACGACCAGGCCAAGCUGCAGGACUUGGUGGAAGAUGUGCUUGAGAACGGCAUCGUCGCAGACGGUGUCGUGGCGCAAGGUGAAAAGCAGGCACAGGAACUGUGGUCGAUGCGUGAACUUGUGCCCGAGUCCCUGACAGCCCAAGGCAAGGUCUACAAGUACGACGUGAGUCUGCCGCUAGAGCACAUGUACGAGCUCGUCGAAGUCGUCGAGCGCCGCAUGGUCGAUACGGGCAUGAAGCCUGCUCUGAAGCAGCCCGGUUUUGUCAAGGCUGUGUGCGGCUACGGCCACGUCGGCGACUGCAACCUUCAUCUGAACGUCGUCGCGGAUCAGUACAGCAACAAAGUUGAAGCGGCGCUCGAGCCGUUUAUCUAUGAACAGGUGCAGGCUAUGCACGGAUCCAUUUCGGCUGAGCACGGUCUGGGCGUCAUGAAGGCCGACAAAAUCGGCUACACGAAGCACGCAACCGCCGUCAAAUACAUGGAGGAGGUGAAGCGGCUCUUUGAUCCCCAGAGAUUACUAAAUCCUUACAAGUUUUUGCCCACGCGCUAA
Molecule: messenger RNA, 1566 nt
Organism: Malassezia restricta
Lineage: Eukaryota; Fungi; Basidiomycota; Malasseziomycetes; Malasseziales; Malasseziaceae
Product: (R)-2-hydroxyglutarate---pyruvate transhydrogenase
Exons: 2
Coding region: 1-1566 (521 amino acids)
Cellular component (GO): mitochondrion
Molecular function (GO): catalytic activity; FAD binding
Source: RefSeq, a predicted model, not a curated record